AGGGUUGCCGUUAUCGGCUUUGCUUCCUUUGUUUUAAGUUUUGCUUUAUAAUUUGAAUUCUAAAGCUUUGAUUGAAUUAAACCUUAUGGUUUUACUAAAUUAAAGAUUUAACUAUUAGUUUUAUUUGAUGGUUUCUCCUGAUGUUAAAUGCUGAAACUAUGAGUAAUCCGAAAUGCAACAUAGUUCAUUUCGUUGCUUGUUGGGGAGCUGAAGAAAAAUGACUCAUUCUACUGAUUCCAUCUGCCAUUUACACAUCUUAGUGGAUUUUAUCUCACUGUUCUGUAGGAUACUGGAAUUGCUGAAAAUAUCUUUUUGGGACAGGAAGAUGGAAGUCAAUGAUAAUGAGAUAGAUGAUCUCAAUGCACCUCUCUUGCAACUUGAGGAUAGCGUCACCAUCACUAUCUCUGAACCAGUUCAAACCAUACACAAGAAAAAUAGGAGGGUUGUGUUUAAAAUAAGGAAUAUCAAGUGUGCGUCAUGUGUGGUGUCCAUAGAAUCUGUCCUCAAAAAUCUUAAUGGCGUUGAGGAUGUUACUGUAUCACCAAUUGAUGGCCAGGCCGCAAUCCAAUAUAAUCCUCUGCUCAUUUCGGCAAAAAAAAUUAAGGAAGCAGUUGAAGAAGCAGGUUAUCCUGUUGACAAAUUUCCAGAUCAAGAAAUAGCAGCGUGCCGGUUGAGGAUCAAAGGAAUGUCUUGUACCAGCUGUUCUGAGUCUGUGGAGAAUGUCCUUAAAAUGGUUGGUGGAGUGAAAAAAGCAGUGGUUGGUCUAUCUCUUCAAGAAGCUAAAAUUUUCUAUGAUCCAGAACUUACCAAUACUGAUAGGCUUAAGGAAGCAAUAGAAGAUGCUGGUUUUGGGGCAGAUCUCAUUAGUUCUGGGGAUGAUGCAAACAAAACACACCUUAGACUAGCAGGUGUUACUUCUGAAGAAGACGUGUCCAUAAUUCAAUCCUCCCUCGAGUCAGCUGUAGGAGUGAGUCAUGUUGAAGUAGAUGCGGCAGAAAAUAAGGUCACUGUGACCUAUGAUCCAGAUAUCACAGGUCCCAGAUCUCUUAUACUCUGCAUCCAAGAAGCUGGCCAUGGAACUAAGUGUUACGAGGCAAGCUUAUACAUUCCUCCAAGACAAAGAGAAACAGAGCAGCAGCACGAAGUUCAAAUGUAUAGAAAUCAGUUCCUUUUGAGUUGCCUAUUCUCAGUUCCAGUGUUUUUAUUGUCUAUGGUAUUUCCAAUGCUUCAUCCUUUUGGGAACUGGAUAGAGUUCAAGAUUUACAAAAUGCUUACUAUUGGAACACUUCUUAGAUGGAUUCUUUGCACGCCAGUUCAGUUCAUUAUUGGUAGAAGGUUUUAUGUGGGAGCAUACCAUGUAUUGAGAUUAAGAUCUGCCAAUAUGGAUGUUCUAGUUGCUCUUGGAACAAAUGCUGCUUAUUUUUAUUCUGCAUUUAUUGCAAUUAAAGCUAUGACUUCCGACACAUUUGAAGGGCAAGAUUUCUUUGAGACGAGUGCUAUGUUAAUAUCCUUUAUUCUUCUGGGAAAAUAUUUGGAAGUUGUGGCUAAGGGAAAAACCUCAAAUGCUUUAGCUAAGUUGAUUGAUCUUGCUCCUGAUAAAGCUCAUCUAUUAUCAGUUGAUGAUGAUGGUCAUGUUAAUUCAGAGAUGGAAAUAAGCACUCAGCUGCUACAAAGAGGUGACAAAAUUAAAAUUUUUCCUGGUGAGAAAGUUCCGGUCGAUGGGAUUGUUACAGAUGGUCAAAGCUAUGUCAAUGAAAGCAUGAUCACAGGAGAGGCCAAGCCUGUUUCUAAAAAAACAGGUGACAAGGUAAUUGGGGGGACAGUGAACGAAAAUGGUCUUUUAAUAGUCAAGGCCGCUAAUGUUGGGUCCGAGACUACACUUUCCCAAAUUGUUCAACUUGUGGAGGCUGCUCAACUUGCUAGAGCACCUGUCCAGAAAGUAGCUGACACAAUUUCAAAGUUUUUUGUUCCUGCAGUUGUCCUUGCUGCAUUAGUUACUUGGUUGGGAUGGUUUGUCCCUGGAAUUGCUGGAAUUUACCCUAAACAAUGGAUACCAAAGUCUAUGAACGAAUUUGAACUAGCAUUGCAAUUCAGUAUUUCAGUGCUAGUAGUUGCUUGCCCUUGUGCUUUGGGACUAGCAACACCUACUGCGGUCAUGGUUGCUACGGGAAAGGGUGCAUCACUAGGAGUACUCAUCAAGGGUGGAAAUGGACUUGAAAAGGCCCACAAGGUGAAAACUGUUGUAUUCGAUAAGACAGGAACACUAACAGUUGGAAAACCAGAGGUAGUAAGUGCCGUUCCCUUUUCGAGCAUUUCACUGGAAGAUUUCUGUGAUGUUGCUGCUGCCGUGGAGGCAAAUAGUGAGCAUCCAAUAGCAAAAGCACUGGUGGAAUUUGCUAAGAAGAUACGUCAGAAUUUUCAGUCUAGCUCCUCUCGUGUAAUGGAAGUUAUGGACUUUGAAGUGCACACUGGAGCUGGGGUGAGUGGGAACGUCGGUGACAGAAUUGUUUUAGUAGGGAAUAAGAGGCUUAUGCAUUCUUUUAAUGUCCCUGUCGAUCCUGAGGUCGAACGCCAUAUUUCAGAAAAUGAGCAACUGGCACGAACGUGCAUGUUAGUUGCCAUUGACGGAAAGGUGGCUGGAGCUUUUGCUGUUACUGAUCCAGUGAAGCCAGAGGCUGAGCAUGUUAUAUCUUAUCUUCGCCUGAUGGGCAUCUCAAGUGUGAUGGUGACAGGUGAUAACUGGGCUACUGCAACUGCAAUAGCAAAGGAGGUCGGGAUAGAGGCAGUCUUUGCUGAGGCAGAUCCAUUGCAAAAGGCUGAAAGGAUCAAGAGAUUACAGGCGAAUAACACGGCUGUGGCUAUGGUGGGAGACGGAAUAAAUGACUCGCCUGCCUUAGUUGCAGCAGAUGUUGGAAUAGCAAUUGGCGCUGGCACUGAUGUUGCAAUUGAAGCAGCCGAUAUAGUUCUCAUCAAGAGCAACUUGGAAGACGUAAUCACGGCCAUAGACCUCUCUAGGAAGACCAUUUCCCGGAUUUGGCUUAACUACGUAUGGGCGCUUGGCUACAACAUUUUAGGUGUACCAGUUGCAGCCGGAGUCCUGUUCCCUUUCACCGGAAUCCGGUUACCACCUUGGCUUGCGGGAGCUUGCAUGGCUGUUUCAUCCCUCAGUGUGGUUUGCUCGUCUCUCCUGUUGCAGUCCUAUAGAAAGCCUCUGCAGUUUCAUGAGACUAAACAGACAACUUAUUGCAACAAAUGUGGGCAAAGAAGGCGGAUGUUCAAACUGGUUUUCGGCUGAAUUUUGUAAAUGCAUAUUGCUAGUAUGUGGCUCCAAAAGGCAGAUCGUAAAUAACUGAAAUAAACACCCUUUCAUGUUUCAGUUGUAACUCCAUAAGCUGUAGAAGCACUUGCAAGUUGAGCCAUUGUUUGGCAGAUUUGUGCUUCUCCUUAUAUGUUUGAAAUUUUCAUUACCCAGUUGCUUAGUGGGAGU
Carica papaya (papaya) is the source of this 3487-nucleotide messenger RNA. The record is from RefSeq and is a predicted model, not a curated record. Lineage: Eukaryota; Viridiplantae; Streptophyta; Magnoliopsida; Brassicales; Caricaceae.